UUUGCUUUUCUGCUCAUGAAAGCCAACAAAAACGCCACAGUACAGCUCAGAUCGUGGGAAUGAAUGUAUAUCUAAUAUAUAUAAAUAUAUGUAAGGCGAUCGCAAUACAAUGGAGGUCUGCACAGAUUUCAUUAAUUGGGGUAGGGGAAGCAUCGAGGCGUGUCGCACCUGCGGAACAUAUUUUGACACCGACGAUGGUCUGAUUAAACCAAUAUUUGAACCGACGACCGGUGUCGAAGCUAAAUCCGAUGUUGGAAUGGCCGAAAUACUGAAAGAGAUGGGCGCCUGGAAUUUGUUGGUAACAAAGGAGGACGGUCGUCCGCAGUACAUGUGCAUUUCCUGCAUUGCCGAAUUCCAGAGAUUGUUGAAAUUCAAGUGUAGCUGCCUCGAGACUCAUGAGCAGUACGUGGGGCAUCAGCUAACCAGUACUGGGAUAAAUAUCAAAAAGGAACUCGACCACCAGUCGGAGGAGAAGUUCUGUGGCUUCAUUUAUCUGGACUCUGACGAGGAAGUGAGCGACGAAGAUGGCAGUCGACGGGUCUCCGCUGCAUUCGAUAUGCCACAUGUGCCCAUCAAGGAAGAGCACAUGGCCCGAGUGCCGGCACAACAGAGUGAAAUGAAAUUUGUGCCGCCACAACCGCAGGCACUGCUUCCUCCGCUUCCUCCGGUGGCUGUAAAAACAGAGGACGACUACGAGUUCAAGUUUCAGAUUGCUCCCGAAGAAAAAUUAGAUCCAGAUGCUGGUGGCAUCCCCUAUGCAAGUGCAAGCAAUGCCAAUGCCAUGUCCUAUGAUAGUGGAGGCAAUCCCAAUGCCAUAUCAUAUGAAAAUGAGAGCCAAUCAAACGCCGCCAUAUCCUAUGAGAAUGAAAAUGAGAGCGACGAAGAAGAAGUCGUCAAAUUCACCUAUGACGAUGAUGAAGAUGCCACGACAAUUCCCCAGCCUAUAAAAUCAACGUCUGUGCUCUGUAAGAUCUGCUUCCACGAGUUCCCCAGUCAGGAGCUUCAACAGACGCACAUGCAGCACAUGCACCUUUUCAAGGAUUGGGAGUGUCAUCUCUGUGGCAAAAAGUUCAUUAAUUCCAAAGAGUCACUCAUCAAGUUGCACAUCAAAUUUCACAAACUGCAGCGACGUUUGAAAUGUCCGAUUUGUGGCUUCUUUUGCAACUCAAAGGAAACCCUCAAGGAGCACAAACGAGCUGUGCACUCGCGCACCGUCUGCCAAUAUUGUGGCAAAGUUAUGAAACCCAAUAUGCUGCAGUCGCAUAUGAUGAAGCACAUGCAUGAACGUGAAGCUGCGUUGGCCCAAAAGCUGACAUCUGCAGAGAGUCCAGGUACUUCUGCUUCAGACCAGAGGCUGAUGCCUGUUGAGUGUUUUGGUCCUAUCUCUUCACCCAAAAAGAAGCUUAAAGUUGUGAACCAUAUACGUCCACCGGCUGCAGCUCAGAAACUGACAAUUGUGGACCAGCCAGAGACCUCAUCUGCAGGCCAGAAGCAUGCCUUAAUGCGAAGUCCAGUUCCGUUUUCUUCAAUGCCUUCUGCUGAAAAGAAGCUUAAAUUUGAGGAACUUACAGAUGCUUCUCCCAUCCAGAAGCAGCAGCAGCUGGAUGAGGGACUUCCGGUGACCUUUUCUCCAAUUACGCUGCAUUCUCCAGUCCAGCAGCAUCAGCAACUGCAUUCUCCAGUCCAGCAGCAGCAGCAACUGCAUUCUCCACUCGAGCAGCAGCAGCAACUGCAUUCUCCAUUCGAGCAGCAGCAGCAGAAGCUGCCAACCGAGGAACAGGAGCAGGAGGAUCAGCACAAAACUGAAGACAGUCCACUAGUGAAUUACUCUCCCGUAAUGCCCAUUUGUGUCAUACAAUGCGCAUUCUGUAGCGAUAAUUUUGAGGAGGCCCAGCAACUGCAGGACCAUGUGCUGGCCAAACACAAGGAUAUGAAUAGUCCACCACCGAAAACCAAGCCACCACCGCUGCUUCGGCCCUCACCAAAAGCCAUGGACAUAGACAUGGACACCGAUGACACUUCCUCCCAAUCGGAUUCAACGAUUUCUGCUAAGGAACGCUCCUCCACACUGGGUGUAAGCCAGAAUAGCAGCUCUCGCAGCUACAAUUCCUCCAACAACGAUUCGUACAACAAAUCCUAUUGCAAGUGUCACAUAUGCGGCAAGCCAUUCGAUUUGAAAAUCAAACUUAAUCGACAUCUCAAGCAGCACAACAAGGCGCCCUUCUAGGCGGAUCUACGCCACGUUUUUUUUUGUGAUUUUUCGUUGUUGAAAUAGCAGCACAUUCUGGAUUGCAUCCGUAAUAUAUGUAUUCUUAUGCGUACGACUGGGUUCCAGUUAUUAUUGUUCACAAUUCAUAUGCACAAAUAACAUCAGUUCUUCCUUAGGAAAAUGCAUUUGCCAUGCUCUCAUUUAUGUACUGUUUAAGCUAAUCGUAGUUUAAGCUAAGAAUUAAAGUGGAUAAAUUAAAGAUUUACAUACAUAUAUACUAUAUGUGGUACCAUAGGCAAUGAUGCUAACGUUCAUCAUCAAAGCAAGGAUUGUAGAAGGAAUCCUUGAAGCAAAUGGCUGGCCCCAAUGGCCGUCAAGUAGUCCAGCAAUAAAUAAAGUUUAACGUUUCCACAUGGAAAUUUAAAAAACAAAAUUCUGAAUUAAAAUCUUCUUUGAACAACAAUUUAGAGCAUUAUUUGGUAAGAUGCUCAAGUUCAUAUAUGAAUAAAAAAUAAAUGCGUUUUUUAAACAACUUUACGGCAGUUAAUAAAAAUGUUUGUUUUAAACAGUU
This is a messenger RNA of Drosophila obscura, 2780 nucleotides long. It is a transcript of the gene E(var)3-9, whose product is annotated as zinc finger protein 397. The record is from RefSeq and is a predicted model, not a curated record. Gene Ontology annotation, biological process: regulation of transcription by RNA polymerase II. The coding region runs from base 110 to 2227 and encodes 705 amino acids. Gene Ontology annotation, molecular function: DNA-binding transcription factor activity; RNA polymerase II cis-regulatory region sequence-specific DNA binding; zinc ion binding. NCBI's taxonomy places the organism in Eukaryota, Metazoa, Arthropoda, Insecta, Diptera, Drosophilidae. The transcript has 4 exons. Gene Ontology annotation, cellular component: nucleus.